AUGGAAGCUGCUGAUAUUGCAAAUAUCGUGAAGGGAAAAGCGAGUACAACUCAAUUGGAGCAACCAAGUACAGCUCAGGUCCUCAACGAACUUCCAUCAUACCAUGUUAUCCAUUUCGCCUGCCAUGGAGUGUCUGACCCAGAGAGUCCCUCAGAUAGACAUUUACUUCUUUGUAAAAAUGAUGGCUCUGAGUCGGGAACACUCGCGGUCAAUAAAUUAAUUGUUGGGGCGAUCUCGAACACGAAAUUUCAACAUUCGCAGAUAGCAUAUUUUUCAGCCUGCAGCACGGCAGAGAACUCCUCGACUACAUUGGCCGACGAAUCAAAAUAUAUUGCCAGUGGCUUUCAGCUGUCCGGAUUUAGCCAUGUGCUUGCGAUGCAGUGA
Morchella importuna is the source of this 384-nucleotide messenger RNA. RefSeq lists its product as uncharacterized. The record is from RefSeq and is a predicted model, not a curated record. The transcript has a single exon. The coding region runs from base 1 to 384 and encodes 127 amino acids. NCBI's taxonomy places the organism in Eukaryota, Fungi, Ascomycota, Pezizomycetes, Pezizales, Morchellaceae.